AUGGUGGGUGCAAAGGCGGUCACGAGCUCGAGCACCUCUCCCCGCCUGGCGCAGCAACACAGUGGAGUGAGCAGCGUCAUACUGAGCCCUCCCUUCUAUCAGAUCCAGAUGCCCUCAGGGCUGUGUGCCCAUCUGUUUGGCCAUUCUCACUGCCCAGUUCUCAGUGGCUCUGGGGCUGUGUACCGAGUAUGUGCAGGAACUGCCACCUUCCACCUGCUACAGGCUGUGCUGCUGGUCCACCUCCACUCCCCCACCAGCCUGCGAGCACAGCUGCAUAAUAGCUUCUGGGUCCUCAAGCUGCUGUUCCUGCUAGGUCUCUGUGCUGUUGCUUUCUGCAUCCCUGAUGAGCAUCUCUUCCCAGGUACCUUCCAUCUCAUCCUGAUCGGCAAGAGUGAGCUAAAAUCUGGCAUUACAUUGGCAUCUGUGGAGGCUUUACAUUCAUCCUGCUGCAGUUGGUGCUUAUUACAGCCUUUGCCCAUUCUUGGAACAAGAACUGAGCAGCCACGCUCUGGCCUUCUACAAGCCUCUAUCAUCAGCUGCUAUAUCAUGUACCUGACAUUCUCUGCACUGUCCAGCCGUCCUCCAGAGAGUGUAAUCCUUCAAGGACAGAAUCACACUCUGUGCCUGCCUGGCCUGAGUAAAAUGGAACCUGAAAUACCCAAUGCUUCUCUGGCAGUGCUGAGUGCUGGCAUCAUGUAUGCCUGUGUGCUUUUUGCUUGCAAUGAGGCAUCCUACCUGGCUGAGGUAUUUGGGCCCUUGUGGAUGGUCAAGGUUUACAGCUAUGAGUUCCAGACACCCUCACUCUGCUUCUGCUGCCUGGAAUCAGUGGAGCCAGAGAAAGGGCAAAGAGGUGGGACUGCCAGGCCAGCUGACCAAGAUACCUCUCCAGCUCUUCCAGCGCAAGCCCAGCAGCUUUCCUACAGCUAUUCUGCCUUCCACUUUGUCUUCUUCCUAGCAUCACUCUAUGUCAUGGUUACCCUCACCAACUGGUUCAGCUAUGAGGGAGCAGAACUGGAAAAGACGUUCACCAUGGGUAGCUGGGCUACUUUCUGGGUCAAGGUUGCCUCAUGCUGGGCCUGUGUACUCCUCUACCUGGGGCUGCUACUGGCACCACUUUGUUGGUCCCCCACCCAGGAACCCCAGCCCCCUCCUAUUGUCAGGCAACAUUGUCAUGCAUCAGUAUCACCAGAUAACAAACAUCCAAUCUAA
Molecule: messenger RNA, 1209 nt
Organism: Sus scrofa (pig)
Lineage: Eukaryota; Metazoa; Chordata; Mammalia; Artiodactyla; Suidae
Source: RefSeq, a predicted model, not a curated record